UAUGCCCGAGUUGAUAAACAAAGAACAUUUACUAAAGCCAGGUGAACACAGCCGUGUCAGCUGCUGCAUGCGAGUCCCAUCCAGGAGAAACCCAAACUUGACAGCGGAGGGUAAUAUUCUGGGAAGCGAAUGAAGAAACACCUUUUGCUUCACUUCACAUAUAGAGGACUAGUGAGAAAAGGGAAAAAGAGUAAAAGAAGAAAAUGGCCCUUUUUAAUUUGCGUAAAGCGGAGCCAAAAGACGUGCCUGACAUAUUGCGACUCAUAAAGGAACUCGCGAAGUAUGAAGAAAUGGAAGACCAAGUUAUAUUAACUGAGAAAGAUCUGCUCGAGGACGGAUUCGGAGACCACCCGUUUUACCACUGCGUGGUCGCAGAUGUACCAACCGAGCAUCAGAAAGUCGAGGGUUAUUCUGUGAUCGGAUUUGCCAUGUACUACUUCACCUACGACCCUUGGAUUGGCAAACUUCUGUACCUUGAAGAUUUCUAUGUAAUGAAAGAGUACAGAGGUUUUGGAAUUGGGUCUGAAAUCCUGAAAACCCUCAGUGAUACAGCGGUGAAGAAUCGUUGCAGCAGCAUGCAUUUCAUCGUGGCUGAGUCCAACAAGGCAUCCAUCGACUUUUACAAGCGACGCGGGGCUUCCGAUCUCUCGCUGCAGGAGGGAUGGCGACUUUUCAGGAUCGAUAAGGAGAAUCUCCUGAAAAUGUCUGCUGAAGAGUGAGCUGGCCCGAAGUUCCAGCGCUCAAGGAGGGACUAGGGAUGGCUCACAGCCAUUUCUCAGUUUAAAUAAUAGUUUAAUCCUUACAUAAAAUAGUUUAAAUACUCUGUGGGUAUUAAUCAUAUUAAUACACAGCAAUGUACUCUGAGAUGUAGUUACAGUAGUGCUUGUUAUUUCAUAUUCUAUAGUUUGUAUAUCAGAUUAUCUAAUGAAUAGUACUUAAUUUUCAAUUUAAUGCAUUAAAAAUCUAAAAAAGGAAACGAAAAAGUGGUAUCUUGUAUUUGAUUAUAUGCAUAUGUUAACACCUUCAGGCUUUCUUCCCAGUCAUAGUGAUCAAAGGGUAAAAGCACAGACUACUAUCUGCAUUGUAUAGUGAAUGAACAUAUAACAGAUUGUAUAACUGUCUUGGAGAAUACUGUACUUUGCAGAAUGUCUCUUUAUGUCCAGGCUACAAUAGGUUUAUGUUACAUAGGGCUGACUCUUAUCAAUGUGGUUUGUGAAAUCAUAAGUGUGUGAAGAUUAUAAAAUCUUAUGCAAGUUUGAAAUUUGAUCUUUGUGUAGUGACACGUUAAAGUUGUAGAGAAUGCAAUGUCAAUCUGGUGUAGGAAAUACAACAGGAACCAUCGGUGAGA
This is a messenger RNA of Labeo rohita (rohu), 1348 nucleotides long. RefSeq names its product spermidine/spermine N1-acetyltransferase 1b (gene sat1b). The transcript is spliced from 6 exons. Gene Ontology annotation, molecular function: N-acetyltransferase activity. The record is from RefSeq and is a predicted model, not a curated record. The coding region runs from base 204 to 719 and encodes 171 amino acids. NCBI's taxonomy places the organism in Eukaryota, Metazoa, Chordata, Actinopteri, Cypriniformes, Cyprinidae.